AGCAUAAGUUAAGGCAGAGCAUUCAUAAUAAGUCUCCGUGUCAUGAUUUGGGACUUAGUUCUCUUGUUUUGACUCCUCUACAGUGUUCAGUCAUGGAUUAUAGAGAUCACCGUCUUCUAAAUUUGUUCUUGGCUCAGAGGACAAACACCAUUCCUUAUUCACCUUGGUGGUUUUCCUAAUCUAAUAAGAUUGCCAGGAUGUGUGGAGAGUUAGUGAGGAUUUGAAUAAAAGUAACUCCACACAUACCUUAAGUGAAAAUUGACGUGAACACUAGGGACAUUUGGAGCAAUAUAGUAUUUUCCUAAUUUUGUACCAAGAGAUUAGCAGUGUAAUCACAUUGCUCAAGCAGGAGUUUCUGGAGGGGUCUGCUUUUAUGUAUUAGAAGUCAUGCCUCUGUCCCAGUAACAGCUGCCAUGCAUUGAGCACUUACCCAUGCUCACACUAUAGUGUUCUAAAUAUGUAUCAUUUUUAUAAUGUGACAGUCUAUGAGAUUGCAGCAGGAACCGAUGAUAACUAGUUUGUGAUGGAGGUUAAAGUUAAUUCUCGUGUUUGCUCAAAGGUUUUUUUCUUGUCCAACAUUUCUGAAAGUGCAGAUCAGGUAUCAGAACUUUCAAAUCUAAUCACUUGGUAACUAUAACUUUAUUAACUGUCAUCAGAGAAGCGUAUGUGACCUCUACUCGGUGUUUGCUGCUUUUCUGUGCCUUAGAAGUUUUUUUAUUUCCUUCACAGCUUACCUGGCUUAUACAUCCGACUGUUAGCUAUCUUGUAACAUCUUGUAUUCUGACUAUAGACACACACACACACACACACACACACACACACACACACACACACACAUACCCCAAGCAAGAGCCCCCAAAACCACAAAACCUGUUUCGUGAGAAUCUGGAUAUUUUUAUUUUUUGUCUAGCGUACUGAAUUGGAGGCCAGCCUGGGAUUAUGUAUGACCCUGUCUCAAAAAGGAAAAACAUCUUCCCUUUCCAGAUGACCAAAUGAUACUACUGAUAGUUAUCUGUCACUGAGUCCAGGCUGCUUCAGGUGUACUGAUAUCAACAGACUAUGAACUUUCAGAACCUCUGGAGAGAAUACAAAGUUCUGAUUGUUAUGGUACCUUUAAUUGGGUUCAUACAUCUGGGGUGGCACGGAAUCAAAAGCAGCCCUGUCUUCCAAAUUCCUAAGGACGAUACCACUGAACCAGAUAGUCUGGCACUUGCAAGUCAGCCAAAGAGCCAAACCUAGGAGAAGUAGCAGGCUUGUACUUUUCAGUCCAAGAAAUUCUAAAGUAUGAAACUCACUGGCCCCAAGGGUUCCAUGAAAAGAAUUACGACUCUGUAAUUGUGUCACUCAAGCCGAAGCUGGGUCUGAAACUUAGAGGACUCCUCCUGUCUCAGCCUCCCAACUAAAGAAGCAACUUUGAAUCUGAACUUGAUAAUAAAAGAAGAAAUGAGAAACCCCAGUUGGAUUAGAAAGAACUGGCUUCUUGUGGCCGGAGUGACUUUCGUAGGUGUCCAUCUUGGAACAUACUUUAUACAGAGAGCUGCAAAAGAGUCUGUGAGGUCUCAGUCCAGAGACAAACAAAAGAAUAUUGAAGAAUGAAGCAAAAUAAACACUUGGAAUUAUUAAUGUCAUUAAAUUAAUAUGUGCUGGUUAUUGUCUGAAAACCACUUGAUUUUAUAGCUGAUAAUACUAAAUAUGCAGGAUUUCACCCAUGAAGAACAGUUUUUAAUGUUAAGACAUGUGACGGUGCAAUAAAUGAAAAACAUGUAAACAAAAUAAAGCUGCCUGUACAAGUUCCACCUGAAGCAGGAUGUCUCGUUUUGAAGCUAAGAAGCCAUCAUUAUGUAAAACUGAACCAUUGACAAGUGAGAGAGUCAGGUCCACACUUUCUGUCUUGAAGGGAAUCCUAGCCUCAUGCUAUGGCCCUUCAGGGAGGCUGAAGCAGCUGCACAAUGGCUUGGGAGGUUGUGUGUGUACAACCUCACAGUCCUCAGCCCUGCUCCGAAACCUUUCAGUCACCCAUCCAGUAUUAAAGGUCCUAACAGCAGCUGUGCAGAAUCACGUGACCUGCUUCAGUGACUGUGGCUUAUUUACAGCCAUUCUGUGCUGUAACCUGAUUGAAAAUGUUCAGAGAAUAGGCUUGACACCCACGACAGCUAUUAAGUUAAACAAAUACCUCCUGAGUUUCUGCACUGGUUAUCUCAAGUCUGAAGCCUGUAGCUGUCGAAUCCCAGUUGACUUCAGUAGUACACAUAUCUUCCUGGGCUUGGUACACAGUAUCUUAACCAGCAAACCUGCCUGUAUGCUCACCAGAAAGGAAACUGAUCACAUCAGUGCUUUGAUCUUGAAAGCUUUUUUGCUUACAAUUCCAGAAAGUGCAGAAGACCGAAUCAUUUUAGGGAAAAGUAUAGUUGUUCCCGUAAAGGGCCAAGGAGUUACAGAUUCUACUGUAUUACCUGGACUGCUUAUUGAAAUGUCAGAAGUUCAAUUAAGGAGAUUAUUACCCACCCAGAAGUCAAGUGCCCUCAAGGUGGCACUCUUCUGUGUGUCUUUAUCCGGAGAUAUUUCUAAUGCUGGAGAAGGAACUCUGGUGGUCCCUUACCAAGUGUCCCUUGAGAAUGCAGUUUUAGAGCAGUUGCUUAAUCUGGGAAGGCAGCUAGUCAGUGACCAUGUAGAUCUUGUCCUGUGCCAAAAAGUUAUACACCCAUCUUUGAAACAGUUCCUCAGCAAGCAUCACAUUAUUGCCAUCGACAGAGUUGGAGUGGCUGUGAUGGAACCCCUGAGCAAAGUGACAGGAGCGACGCCUAUUGGUUCCCUAAACACAAUAGCUUCUUCUACUUACGGAAGUAUAAAAGACGUGUGCUCGGCAAGACUUGGCUCCAAACAUUUUUUCCAUCUUAUUCCUAAUGAGGCAACUGUCUGCAGCUUGCUCCUCUGUGGCCGAAAUGACACUGCCUGGGAGGAGCUGAAGCUCACAUGUCAAACAGCAAUGCAUGCCUUGCAGCUAACAAUCAAGGAACCAUGGGUUUUAUUGGGAGGUGGCUGUACAGAAACACAUUUGGCUGCUUAUAUCAGACACAAGGUUCAUAAUGAGGCAGAAGAUAUUGUCAAAGAGGUUGGAUAUUCUCGAGCAGAACUCCAGAUUGCUGCUGAAGCAUUUUGCAGGGCUUUGGAGUCCGUUGCUGGCUCUUUGGAACACGAUGGUGGUGAAAUCCUCAUUGACAUGAAGUAUGGCCACUUUUGGUCAGGUCAAUCGGAUUUUGCUUCUGUUGUUCACUGGCCAGAUAUGCUGUCACGAUGUGGCUGUGGCUUAUACAACAGCCAGGAAGGACUCAGCUGGUCUUUCUUGAAAAGCACUCAUCAUCCUUUUGCACCACAAACCUGCCUUUCCCAGACAGCUGUGGGCUCAGCCAGCAACCUGACUGUGGACUGUUUCACUGCCAAGCUUAGUGGCCUACAGGUGGCUGUAGAGACAGCCAAUUUGAUUUUAGAUCUUUCAUAUGUCAUUGAAGAUAAAAACUAACAUAAUAGAAUGGCAUGUUCAUGUUAUGAAACAAGCUAGUUCAGAUGUCUAAGAAAAAAUGGUUAUAUUGUUCUCUCCCGAAGGCCUGUUCUGCAUAGGUGGACAGAUGAUUUAUAAAAGUAUAGACCUACCUACUUAAGGAAGGGUGUGGAUGUUAAAUAGAAAUUUAUAGACUAAUAACUCUUGAUGCCCUUGUAAUCAUCACCAUCACCCCACAUUUGAUGUAUGUCCCCUAAGAAUAUUGGAAUUGUCCUUCUACUUUCUUUCCAAGCUGCUCCAAUAAGGGAUGGCCCUGAACUUUUCCCAUUGGCGAGAUAGGAGUCUUCAUUUUUUGUCAUAGCCACUGUUCUUGCGUAUUUAACUUUCCAUAAAACUUACUACUUUCUUUUUUUUUUUUUUUUUUUUUUUUUUUU
This is a messenger RNA of Peromyscus leucopus (white-footed mouse), 3933 nucleotides long. RefSeq names its product McKusick-Kaufman syndrome (gene Mkks). Gene Ontology annotation, biological process: cilium assembly; protein folding; intracellular transport. NCBI's taxonomy places the organism in Eukaryota, Metazoa, Chordata, Mammalia, Rodentia, Cricetidae. The transcript has 7 exons. The record is from RefSeq and is a predicted model, not a curated record. Gene Ontology annotation, cellular component: kinociliary basal body; cytoplasm; nucleus. The coding region runs from base 1808 to 3520 and encodes 570 amino acids. Gene Ontology annotation, molecular function: ATP binding.